Closterium sp. NIES-67 is the source of this 345-nucleotide messenger RNA. The record is from the annotation of a GenBank genome assembly. NCBI's taxonomy places the organism in Eukaryota, Viridiplantae, Streptophyta, Zygnematophyceae, Desmidiales, Closteriaceae.
CCGUUGAGAAACAUCGGAACGCGAAAUCGUGACGCGUGCAGCGUAGGUUACGCAACUGCUGAUGUCGAGCUCUGGCAGAAAAAACUGCUGUUGAGCAGAAACGGGAGAAAAGGGGAUCAUCGAAGCUGUUGCGCAAGGGUGAACGCUCAAAGCACGCUGGGCCUGUUCGGAGCAGUUGCAUUGUGGUACCGGUUCAUCUUCCCGAGUGUCAGUCAGUCGGCCAUGGAGAAAAAAUGGUGAACAAAGCUCACCUCACUAGUCGAAAACGGUGCUGCGUUGCACCGUGUUGUGGUACUAAAACCAGCGUAGCAAUGGGGCCAAUCGUUUAGAGUUGGUUAACUUGCA